AUGUUCACAUUGCAAACUUGGAUAGUGCAAGCCUUGUUUAUUUUCCUCACCACUGAAUCUAUAGGUGAACUUAUAGUUCCAUGUGCUCAUAUCCACCCUGAAUCUUCAGUUGUACAAAUUGGUUCGAAUUUCACGGCAGUUUGUGUGCUAAAGGAAAAAUGUAUGGAUGAUUAUCAUGUGACUGCUGAUGACAUUUUCUGGAAAAUAAGCCGUGCUACUGUUUCUCGUGAUCAAUAUACUGUCAUAAACAGAACAUCAUCUAGUGUCACAUUUUUAAAUAUACCUUUAAUAAAUGUUUUGCUCACUUGCAAUAUUCGUAUGUUUGGACAGAUUAAUCGGAGUGUUUAUGGAAUCAGAAUCAUUUCAGGCUUGCCUCCUGAAAAACCUGAAAAUUUGAGUUGCAUUGUGAAUGAAGAAAAGAAAAUGAUGUGUCAGUGGGAUCUUGGAAGGGAAACACACCUGGAAACAAACUACACUUUAAAAUCUGAAUGGGCAACAGAGAAGUUUGAGGAUUGUAAAGCAAAACGUGACACCCCCACCUCAUGCACUGUUAAUUAUCCUCCUGUGUAUUUUGUCAACAUUGAAGUCUGGGUAGAAGCAGAGAAUGCCCUUGGGAAGGUUGCCUCAGAUCAUAUCAAUUUUGAUCCUAUAGAUAAAGUGAAGUUCAAUCCACCACAUAUUUUAUCAGUCAACAACUCAAAGGAACUGUCUAGUAUUUUAAAAUUGACAUGGACUGACUCACGUUUUAGGAGUCUUAUAACUCUGAAAUAUGACAUUCAAUAUAGGACCAAAGAUGCCUCAACUUGGAACCAGGUUCCUCCUGAAGAUACAUCAUCUACCCGAUCUUCAUUCACUGUUCAGGAUCUUAAACCUUUUACAGAAUAUGUGUUUAGGAUUCGUUGUAUGAAGGAAGAUGGUAAAGGAUUUUGGAGUGACUGGAGUGAAGAAGCAAGUGGUAUCACAUAUGAAGAUAGACCAUCCAAGGCACCAAGUUUCUGGUAUAAGAUAGAGCCAUCUCAUGCUCAUGGCACUAGAUCUGUACAACUCAAAUGGAAGACAUUGCCUCCUUUUGAAGCUAAUGGGAAAAUUUUGGAUUAUGAAGUGACUCUCACAAGAUGGAAAUCACGUUUACAAAAUUACACAGUUCAGGACACAAAACUGACGGUGAACCUCACAAAUGAUCGCUAUGUAGCAACUCUGACAGCGAGAAAUACUGUUGGCAAAUCAGAUGCGUCUGUGUUAACUAUCCCUGCCUGGGAUUUUCAAGCUACUCACCCCGUAACCGAUCUUAAAGCAUUUCCCAAAGAUAACGUGCUUUGGGUAGAAUGGACUGCUCCAAAUGAACCUGUAAACAGAUACAUACUUGAGUGGUGUGUGUUAUCUGAUAAAUCGCCCUGUAUCCCAGACUGGCAACAAGAAGAUGGUACUGUACAUCGCACCUAUUUAAGAGGAAACCUAGUAGAGAGCAAAUGUUACUUGAUAACAGUUACUCCAGUAUAUGCUGAUGGACCAGGAAGCCCCGAGCAUAUAAAGGCAUACCUUAAACAAGCUGCACCUUCCAAAGGACCUACUGUUCGGACAAAAAAAGUGGGGAAAAAUGAAGCUGUCUUAGAGUGGGACCAACUUCCUGUUGAUGUUCAGAAUGGAUUUAUCAGAAAUUAUACUAUAUUUUAUAGAACCGUCAUUGGAAAUGAAACAGCUGUGAAUGUGGAUUCUUCCCACACAGAAUAUACACUGUCCUCUUUGACUAGUGACACUUUGUAUAUGGUACGAAUGGCAGCAUACACAGACGAAGGUGGAAAGGAUGGUCCAGAAUUCACUUUUACUACACCAAAGUUUGCUCAAGGAGAAAUUGAAGCUAUUGUUGUACCUGUUUGCUUAGCAUUCCUAUUGACAACCCUUUUGGGAGUUUUAUUCUGCUUUAAUAAGCGAGACCUAAUUAAAAAACACAUCUGGCCUAAUGUUCCAGAUCCUUCAAAGAGUCAUAUUGCCCAGUGGUCACCUCACACACCUCCAAGGCAUUUUAAUUCAAAAGAUCAAAUGUAUCCAGAUGGCAAUUUCACUGAUGUAAGUGUUGUGGAAAUAGAAGCAAAUGACAAAAAGCCUUUCCCAGAGGAUCUAAAAUCUUUGGACCUAUUCAAGAAAGAAAAAGUUAAUACUGAAGGACACAGUAGUGGUAUUGGAGGGUCUUCGUGCAUGUCGUCUUCUAGGCCAAGCAUUUCUAGCAGUGAUGAAAAUGAAUCUGCACAGAACACUUCAGGCACUGUCCAGUAUUCCACAGUGGUACACAGUGGCUACAGACACCAGGUACCGUCUGUCCAAGUCUUCUCAAGAUCUGAGUCCACCCAGCCAUUGCUUGACUCCGAGGAACGGCCAGAAGAUUUACAGCUGGUAGAUAAUGUAGAUGGCAGUGAUGGCAUUCUGCCCAGGCAGCGGUAUUUCAAGCAAAACUGCAGUCAGCAUGAAACCAGUCCAGAUAUUUCGCAUUUUGAAAGGUCACAGCAAGUUUCCUCAGUCAAUGAAGAAGAUUUUGUUAGACUUAAACAGCAGCAGAUUUCAGAUCAUAUUUCACAGCCCUAUGGAUCUGGGAAAAUGAAAAUGUUUCAGGAAGUUCCUGCAGUGGAUGCUUUUGGUCCAGGCAUUGAGGGACAAGUAGAGAGAUUUGAAACAGUUGGGAUGGAGGUUGCGGUUGAUGAAGGAAUGCCUAAAAGUUACUUACCACAGACUGUGAGACGAGGCGGCUACAUGCCUCAGUGA
This is a messenger RNA of Rangifer tarandus platyrhynchus (Svalbard reindeer), 2757 nucleotides long. The record is from the annotation of a GenBank genome assembly. Lineage: Eukaryota; Metazoa; Chordata; Mammalia; Artiodactyla; Cervidae.